AUGAAUCAAUAAUAAAUUAAUUUUGAAAGCUAGAAGUUCCUUUGGGAGCAUCAAUUCUUGUUUUCUCCGUCGUCCCAAUCUAACAACCAUGAAUCUUUUCAUUACAUUACAAAUUUGAUCACUCAGAUUCAACACCCACAAAACACAACUAAUUGAUUCUCAAAAGUCCCAAAAUCCCAAACUCAGUGGAUGAGCCUGCCGGCGAACCUGAUCCCCGACCUCGCCAGCCCAGAAUGGAUGAGCAAGGGCGACAACGCGUGGCAGCUGACGGCGGCGACUCUGGUGGGCCUGCAGAGCAUGCCGGGCCUAGUCAUCCUCUACGGCAGCAUUGUCAAAAAGAAAUGGGCCGUGAACUCGGCCUUCAUGGCCUUCUACGCCUUCGCCGCCGUCUUAGUAUGUUGGGUGGGCUGGGCCCACGAGAUGUCUUUCGGCGAUCAUCUCUUACCUUUUUUGGGCCGGCCCAGCCCAGCUCUGGGCAAUAACUACCUUCUCACACAAGCCUUUUUGGGCCAGAUACCGAACGCGAGCAUGGUGUAUUUUCAGUUUGUGUUUGCGGCCUUAACAACGAUUUUGGUGGGUGGGGCCUUGUUGGGCCGGAUGAGCUUUAAGGCAUGGAUGAUGUUCGUGCCUCUUUGGGUUACGCUAUCGUACACGGUGUGUGCGUACAGUUUAUGGUGUCCCGAAGGUUGGCUCUCGAGGCUGGGUGUUAUCGAUUACUCUGGCGGCUUUGUCGUUCACUUAUCUUCUGGUGUCGCUGGUUUCACUGCAGCUUAUUGGGUGGGACCAAGGUGGACCAAGGACAGGCAGAGGUUUCCGCCGAACAACCUGCUGUUGAUGUUGGCAGGAGCAGGGCUGCUGUGGAUGGGGUGGACAGGAUUCAACGGUGGAGAUCCGUACAGCGUGAGUGCCGAUGCAUCUCUAGCCGUCCUUAACACCCACGUGUGUACAGCCACCAGCCUGCUGACGUGGCUGCUGCUUGAUAUUAUUUUCUUUGGGAAGCCUUCUGUGAUUGGAGCCACUCAGGGAAUGAUCACUGGCCUUGUUUGCAUCACCCCUGCUGCAGGAGUGGUACAAGGGUGGGCAGCCAUCAUAAUCGGAAUGAUGGGAGGAAGCAUCCCAUGGUACACCAUGAUGAUCCUCCACAGAGAAAUAAAUCUCCUCAACCAAAUCGACGACACCAUGGCAGUCUUCCACACCCACGCCGUCGCCGGCUCCCUCGGCGGCAUUCUCACCGGCCUAUUCGCCGAGCCCAAGCUCAGCCGACUCUUCUACUCCACUGACAAAUGGCCACGCUAUAUCGGACUCUUCUACGGCCUCCAAACCCGCCAGUACAAGGCCGGGUUCCGACAACUCGGCGUCCAACUUCUGGGCAUAAUUUUUGUCGUUUUUCUAAACAUCGUUGCCACCAGUGUUGUGUGUUUGAUUAUUAGAUUGGUUGUUCCGCUUAAGCUUGCGGAUGAUGUGUUACAAACUGGGGACGAUGCCAUUCAUGGAGAAGAGGCUUAUGCUUUGUGGGGUGAUGGUGAUAAGUAUAGCUCUGUUCACGCCGUCAAUGACCUUCCUCCGCCGCAGGAACCGGUGCCGGUGACCGAAACUAGGAUUGAAGGUCAGACUCAAACGUCAUAAAUUUCUUCUUUUCUUAAUUAUUGUAGAAAACUAAAUGUGGGGAUGUGUUGUUUAUGUUUCAUUGUUUUUAAAAUUAUUUAGUAUUGUUUUUUUUAAAUUGACCUAAAAAUAAAAAUAGAGAAGUUAGAAUCAUAUAUCAAAUGAUCAUAUUCAAAAUAAAGAUGUGUAACAUUUUUUUGU
Molecule: messenger RNA, 1806 nt
Organism: Humulus lupulus (European hop)
Lineage: Eukaryota; Viridiplantae; Streptophyta; Magnoliopsida; Rosales; Cannabaceae
Product: ammonium transporter 2 member 5-like
Exons: 3
Coding region: 190-1626 (478 amino acids)
Biological process (GO): ammonium transmembrane transport
Cellular component (GO): plasma membrane
Molecular function (GO): ammonium channel activity
Source: RefSeq, a predicted model, not a curated record